Messenger RNA from Diatraea saccharalis (sugarcane borer), 3735 nucleotides. The record is from the annotation of a GenBank genome assembly. NCBI's taxonomy places the organism in Eukaryota, Metazoa, Arthropoda, Insecta, Lepidoptera, Crambidae.
UUAAAUCUGAUCAAUAAAUGUUCUAUUUUACAAGAAUAUCAAAUCAAAGCAGAGAAGCAGCUGGAGGAACAACAAAAAGAAAUAACUGUGCUACAGGAAGAAAUAAGAAUGUUGCAAUCUAAAAUUAAUGAUAAUGAAAAAGAUUUGAAGGAAAAGGAUGACUGUAUAAAUACUAAAGAUGCAUUAAUAGGUUCUGUGCAACAAGAGUUGAAAGAGGAGAAGGCAAACAAAGCAAUAUUACAAAUAGAGUUGGGGAUAAAGGAAUCAAUGCUAUCAGAAUUAAAACAGAAAGUUAAUGAAGCUCAUUCUGACGAUGUAUUUAAGGCUUUGAGGAAUGAAGAAUGGCUUAAAGCUGUAGGUCAGAGAGAUAUGUAUGCCGUAGCUGGUACAGAUAAGUUUGCAAGUUACAAAUAUGCAAGUCCAAUUGAGAAAGACUACCGCGAUUUUCACUAUCAGGUAGAUAACACUACGUCAGAUCUUACACAUUCAUCUAUGGAUAGUAUUAAAACUAUUUCAGACUUAGAAAAGAUCAUUCACGACAAAAACAGGACAAUCACUGCCCUCCAAAGUGAUGUUACUUACUUGAAAUCCCUUAUAGCAGAUUCUGAAAAUAAACUGUUGGACGUUUCCAAAGACCUGGAAGUCAGCAAAGAAAAUUGCCAGCAGCUGUCUAAUCAACUUAAGAAAAUUGUUCAUCAAAAGAAUGAGGAAAUAGCAGACCUCAAAAGGCAAGUUAGCAAAAUGAGUGUAACUGAAAACAGAGCAAGUCAAAUCAUUAAAGUUUCUGCUAAAUACCAGGCAAUAAUACUAAAAAGGAUAUCUGAAAUAAAAUCUAAUGUAGUGUUGAAAGAGUUGACUAACUUCGGGAACGCGUCUAACGGCGACAAUGAAUUGCGCAGGAGUUUGAAUGCGGGCACUAUCACUAUGGAGGACCUUGAGAAUUUCUUAGAGACAACUGACAAGCAUCUGCGUAGAUGUUCAGAGAAGCAGAUCAUGCUGCAAAAAGAGCGUGAUAGAUUGGCCGAAGUGAACAGGAUAAACGAGUCUGAAAUUAUAAAUAUGAGAAAAUUUUUGACAGAAUUGUCCGUGAGCUUCAAGACGUUCGGCAAUUUAAAGGAUUUGUACACGCAGAAGUUGAGUAGGGUAAUCUCUGUACAGAGGACUGUGAGGCGGGAGAUAUUGAGUCUGGACGGUAGAAUUAAUGAUGCCACAAUGUGCAAGCUUGAACGAGGUUAUUCUGCUAUCAUCCAAGAUCUGUCAGAAUGCGUGAUGAAUUUGGAGCGUUGGGUAGAAAAGUCUAUCACUAGAACUAUAUCGGCGGAGAAAAUAAAACGGGCGUUUUCGAAUGAUGACGAGCGGGCGUCGCUUUCUUCUACGACAUUCCAAAAUGUUAGCUUGGAGGUGCAGCUGGACGAAUUGGACAACUCCUUCCAGAAGCUUCUAGAAGAAAUAGUCCGCGCACAGAAGGGAGAGGGGGCAAAAGAUGCACAAUCCGUCACCGUGAUGGAGAUACGCGCUGAAUACGAAGACAAACUCAACAGAAUGAAGGCUAAAAUGAGGGAAUUGCUUCAAUCGGAGGUGUCAGCUUACAAGGAGCGUCAGAAACAAGAGAUAUCAGUCCUAGAGCGUGAGUUGUUGAAGACUCGUGAGAAAUUGGCGGAGUCUAGUAAAGCUUAUGAGGAACAUAUCAGAUCUUUGACGACGGAGCUCUGGCGGGUCGGAGAAAAGUUUCUGUCUAAGAAAGACGAGCUCGAGUGGGAGAGGAAGAAGCAACGUUCCGGAUCGCUCAUGUCGUUGCAGCAUGUGCAUUCAUCGGGGCUGGUGCCACCAAAAGAGGAAUCGUCUCGUAUCUCCGGCGGACACUCGUUGCGAUCAUUGCCCAUACACGAUAGCACCAAUAAGCGAGAGGGUCGCGGCCUGCACAUGUCCGACGAGGAGGGCGAGGUGUUCGACAACCGUUGGCUGCGCGAGUUGUCGGCCACCCCCCGCGCGUCCCGCGCGUCCCCCGCGCCCGCGCGGCUUUCGGAGCUGCGCUGGCGCAACUCGCUGUGCCCGCCGCACCUCAAGAGCUCCUACCCGGCGGAGACGCAGUUCGCGCCCGCACUCGACGAGGAGGACAUCAAGGUACACUACUCUACUGUAACGGGACAGCUUCUGUGACACAUGUAACUCACACUCGUAUCUAUAGUCGAAUAUAAGUAACAACUUAAUAUUUAUAAUAAGUAAACAAGAAUUUUAAUGAAGGGAGAUGUGAAAAGUAAUAAUAAUAUUAUUACUGAAUGAAUGAAAUAUGUUUUCAAAUAAACUAUUGCAAACACUUGAAUGGUCCAACUUUUUUUUUUCCCCACAACUCGUUUGGGACGUCUUUUGACAGACAAGAAGAAUAAGCGGAAGGAACUUUUAAGAAGUAACGACAUUUGCAGCAGUCAUUUCAUUACCAUAAUAAUACGUAUAAUAAUGUUAAAAAUAAAUAGAAUAAAACGAAGGCAAUUAGUUCCAUGCAUUAUGGUCCUAAAUAUAAUCAUCUACCUUAUAAGAGCCCUUAACCAUAAGUACGUUCUUUACAUGUAUUUUUUUUUAAUUUAUUUAGGUCAAUAACAUUUUGUGGAACUUAUAUAACAAUGCAUUUAUCCAGUAAUAAUCCUCUCGUUUUUUGAAGCUUAAAGUUUGCUUGCUCGCUGACUAUUGACAGUUCAUACCUCUUUCAAAUUCUUAUCUAUUUGUUUAAAAAUAUUUGCUUAAAUUAUUACCUAUACGCGAGUAAUAACUUCUACUCAUCUAUAGAUAUGAGUGUCAGAAGCGGAUUUACAAUAACAUACUUAUAUUCAUUUACAUAACAUAAUAACAUAAAAUCAUCAUCAUCAUCACCAGCCCUAUUACGUCCCAACUGCAGGGGCUUAGGCCUUCCUUAUGGAUAGUUAAGGAGGAUGGGCCAUGACCCUCCACGCUGGCCCAAUGCGGAUUGGAGGGUAUUAUCGACUGCAAAUGCAGCCGGGACUAACGGCUUAACGUGCCUUCCGAAGCACGGAGUAGCUCGAGAUAAUUUUUUUUUUGGUCACCCAUCCCGUGACCGACCCUUGCGAAAGUUGCUUAACGACUAAAAUCGCGAGCCGCGGCGCUUAUCCACUACACCACCGAGCUAAUAACAUAAAAUAAUAUAAACAUAUUCAUUGAUUAAAUCAAUAAUUUAUAAUUAUAUCUAAGAGUUAUAGCGAGAGAGCUCAGCAAUCGCUAUCCUGGACUUGCUAAAAUAUUUAUUGUAGCAUUAUUGUCUAUGACUUUACACAGAGUAUAGGCGCCGUUUCUUUGGGUGGUCGUAAUCAGAGGAAAGAGGUUGGCAUCACGGCGUACAAGAAGCCAGGACCACCAACGCCUAGCAAGCAAGCCGGCAGACUUUCUGCUACGGACUCAGAAUUGCGUGAGUCGCUCCGUCCAGAGCCCGAACCGCAGGUAUCACGCAAGACUAGCACGCCCUCGCGACUUCGCUCGCUAUUCCGAUCCAAUAAGAACUAUACCGCAGAAGUAAGUUGUUUGUAUUGUCAAUCAGUUAUUAUGUUUACUAAUUUUGAUGGCGCCGUGUAAUCGUUAGAUCAGCGAUUGCGGAGAUUAAGCAUUUUCUGCAAAUAUCGGUAAUCGGAUUGGUGAUCGAAAGUUUAUUAGUACUUUAUACCGUUGGUCUCAUUUCCGAUUGUCGUCAAUGGGCCUAACUGGACCCAGGAGCUGGGUUAUGGCUAA